GAAAUUUGUUUCUGUAUUCCUAAAGACGAUGUGUUAUUAUUUAUGAACAUUUUUCAUUAGGGUAUAUAUAAUAAAAAUGAAAUUAUUGCACAUUUUGGUGUGUUUGUUUCUGAUGGUGUUCACCACAACAAAACAAGAUGCUGACAACAUAGUAAUUGAUGACAAUGUUAUGAAGGUUGGUCAAAAAGUUGAUGAAGCUUCUGUUACUCCAAGUACAAAAAAGAAGUUCAAUGUCAGCGAGCAUCGAUUAAUCUACACAAAAACACCAGAUGGACGUCCGUACGCUGUGUAUGACAACAUUAUACCAUCAAAAUAUCAAGUUCUUGUAAAAAAUUAUUUAACGUUUGACAACGAGGGUUGGUUAUUCAAUAAUUAUGAUUCUGAUGAUGUAAACAAGCAGAGAACUCAUGACAAUACACCCUGGAUAAAUGAUCGUGAUCCGGUAGCAUUUAGUAAAACUAAAUUAUGUAAAAGGUUAUUACGGGCUGUUAUUGAUGUAUCAAAAGACGAAGGACCGUAUUAUCCUUACAGAGUUUUUGGCAAAAUUAUUCGUCGUGGAGAUCAUACCAGAGUGUCUGCAGAUAGCACAGAUGAAGGUGAAUUUUCUGUGAUGAUGUUCGUAAACGAGUUUUGGAAGAAAAAUUAUUAUGGGGAGUUAUAUUUGUAUGAUAAAAAACGAGAAAUUAUUGGCGGAGCUACUCAUAAAGGUGGAAGAGUUGUAGUAUGGGAAAGUACGAUAUUUCGGCUCAACAGACCACCAGCUGUUUCAUUUUUACAAGGACAAGUUAUAUUUCAAGUUCAAUUCUCAAAAGAUAAAUCAAAAAUGGAAGCUAGUUAUACCAAACUUCUGCAGUAUAGAAAGGACCGUGAAUAUUCAUAUAAGAACUGGUAUCUACCACAAUACAAACUUUCUGAAGAUGAGCCGUUCACUGCUCCUGAUCCUGCAAAACACAAGGUUCUUGAAUACACCACCAAAACUGAUGGUCGUAAAAUUGUUGUGUUUGAUGGUUUAUUUUCCAAAGACUUAUUGGAUCACUUGCGUGGUUUUGUUUUAAAAUAUGGUACUUAUUUCUAUGAUGAUUCGAUUGACUCGUCUUCAGACAAUGUUCAGUGGAUUGCAGGAUUUCUUCUAAAUCCAUAUAUUCAAAGCCCAUACUGGAAAAUUAUCAGAAAGCUCGCAUCAUACGUAACAGGGAAUCCGAACAUGUUUCCCUAUGAUGUGUCGAUUAACCUUAUACGCAGCUCUGAUCACACACGUAUCCAUGGUGAUGUUGGUUACUAUGGGGAGGAGGAAUUCACAGUUUUGGUGUAUCUAAAUCCUGAAUGGACAAAAAAUAAUUAUGGAGAAACGACGUUUUUUGAGAAGAACAGCGAUGACACGGAAAUCGUUGCUCAAGUAAGACCUCGUUAUGGACGAACUGUGAUAUUUGAUGGAAAUAUUCCUCAUUCUGCAAGACCACCAAGCUUCAACUAUUCAGGAGCUCGUCUCACUUUCGUGACAAAGCUUCACAAGAAUGAAUACACUGGCCGGAAGAAAAACUUUCAGGAGGAAAUGAGACAUUACAUGGCAGCAGUGCACGGUUUGAGUUAUCUAGAUGAAUUAAAAGGGCGAAGAGGCGAAAUCAUUGCGAGAAAACAGUUGGAUGAAAAAAAGAAAAUGAUGGAAGCAUCGACUUACCAUCCUGAGACUGAAGUGGGAGACGACAGUGAUGGCGUAGAAGAAAAAGAGAACGAAGAAGAAGAAGAUGAAGACGAGAAAGAACCGUUGAGAGAGCCGCUUAAAAUGACAAAAGAGGAGUUGAAGCAGAUCCAAAGAGAACAAGAGAAUUUGCCGUUUGUAGAAGACAGAGAAGGACUGGACGAAGAAAGUUUAGAAUUUGUUACUCCACUCGAUGACGUCACUGAGAGUACUGAGGACGCAGUGGAAAAAAUCAUUACAGCCCAUUCGAAAAUGAGAACUCGGUAUAGUAAAUUGAUGCAGGAAUAUGAUGAGAAAAUCACCGCGUUGAUGUGAGAUUUGUAAUGCGCAAUGUAAGCGAAAUAGAAAGAAAUUUUUUUUAGAAAUUAAGUCGAAAUUGAAAAGUUUUAUUCUGCAAUCGUUAAUGUUGGGACAAAUGUAUCCCUUAACAUUUCGUAGACUCCUUUCUCUGUCUCAAUGUUCAAAUACUGUUACAGAGCCCCCUGGGGUUUUCUAAAUUGAGAAAUGAAGAUGGGGAGGGGUGGUUGAUCUUUAAUUGUUCCGAUAUAUUCUGCACACGAAAUGAUGCAAUGUUGUAGCUAAAAAAAGAUUAUUGAUUAUUUUUCUACGAUUUUUAAACUUUAUUUGUUUAUGCAUUUGUCUCGCUUUUUAUAUCUUUGUUUAAUUUCUGUGUAGUUAUAUAGGUCCGUGUCUACGCUCGAUUACUUUCGCAUUAUUAACACAGAGAAUUGUUUUCUGACAUGGUCGCCAAAGGGGCUUAAACAGGCUUUAAAACCUGAUGAAGGAAUUGUAAGACUAGAUAGCAUACCUUUUCCGAAAUGGGCUGGAAAAAUGCUUUCAUAACUUCACCUUUGUAGCUUUGGUUUGCAUGCAUAUUUUUUUUCUCUUAUGAAAAAAGAUAUUUAACCCAUAUUAAAAGGCUAGCCCUUUUUUGGAGAAGAGUUAGGAAACAAUACGCAACCUUUAAAGCUGAAAGAAAGUAUACCUGACUGGUUUCUUUCUCGCAAACCUGUUUGCCACACUGUGAAUUAUUAUAAUGUAAGAGGUGUUGCUUUCGUGAAAAAAUUAAUUACUUCGUUUUGUUCUUUUGUAUAUAACUUUACUUUUUUAAAUACACGUGCUCCAGUAAGUUGUGUAUAACUUUCUCUUCUAAAUUUCCAGGCGUGUUUUUCUACUAAAACUGUAUGAAAUUCGUGUGACAUUACCACUAAGGCUGAAGGGUGUUCAGGGUUAGUGCUUGUGUUUAUGCGAGACAUCGUUUUCAGCACAGUAAUGCCACGUUCUAAUUCUUGACCGUUAAUUUCUUUUUUAUUCGCAUAACGCUUUCUAAAUUUUGUUUUUUAAGUAUCUUUCGAAUAUUGCAGUUUUCUUUUUAAUUCCCUGCUGUAUGACUGUGUGUUAUUUUUUCUUCCCUUUUUGUAUGUAACAAAUUUUGAUAAAAAAAAUGAUUGAUGUUUUACAAGUGAUGUUAGAGCUGAUGUUUUAUGAAUUUUUUUUCUAGAGUAUUGGAAUCUGAAUAUUUUUUAUAGCUAUUUAUAGUUCCUGGUAUUUAAAAAUAUUUUUAAAAUACAUGGUAUACACGUGAUCAAUAUAUUUUCCUGAACUUUUUUGGUUUACAUCUUUUAUAUUUUGUGUUUUUAGUUUAAAUUAGUUGUAUUUACCUUGGAUUGUUUUUUUUAUUAUUUAAGACGAAAUUAUAAAUCCGUUUGUUGAA
Messenger RNA from Hydractinia symbiolongicarpus, 3413 nucleotides. RefSeq lists its product as uncharacterized. NCBI's taxonomy places the organism in Eukaryota, Metazoa, Cnidaria, Hydrozoa, Anthoathecata, Hydractiniidae. Bases 77 to 2014 code for a protein of 645 amino acids. The transcript is spliced from 11 exons. The record is from RefSeq and is a predicted model, not a curated record.